CGAAAUGUCAUGGAACAAAAAUGUAGUCAAAUACUACUAAAAGUGAUAAGAAAUCCGAGUAAGAACCAUUAAUGGAAAGUUCCAGUGAAGCGAAACAAAGAAUUCCAGUGCGCCUGUAUUUUUUCACUGUCUUCGCUUCCAUUGGAGGUUUUCUGGUGGGAUACAACUUCUCGAUCGUUUCUGGGGCAAUGAUCCUUAUAAGGGAAGAGUUUCAUUUGUCGUCAUUUUGGCAAGAGCUCAUCGUAAGUGUCGCAAUAGGUACAGCCAUCAUAGGAGCCUCGCUCGGAGGAUUUCUGAAUCAACGACUUGGGAGAAAACCAAUGCUUUUAGCUUGUGCAUUAGUGUUUACGAUAGGAGCAGUGGUCGAGGCAAUUGCUGCAUCGAGAAAUGGUUUACUCGUUGGUAGGCUUAUUGUCGGUCUUGGAAUAGGAGGGGUGUCUAUUACGGCCCCGGUAUUUAUUUCUGAAAUUGCGCCAUGGCGUAUAAGAGGUCGUCUAGUCACCGUCUACUGUGUAUUUUUUGUGGGAGCUGAACUUGUCGCUGCCAUUAUUGACGUCAUUUUUAGCCCUUACAAAAAGACAGGAUGGAGAUUCAUGUUUGGUUUAGCUGCAGUCCCGUCAUCCAUCAUGUUCUUGGGCUGUCUGUGGCUUCCAGAAAGUCCCAGUUGGCUUGUCAGCAGGGGCGCCUGUGAAGAUGCAAGGGAAGUUCUUGUAAGACUUAGAGGAACCACAGAUGUGAACGAAGAGUUGCAAUCUAUACUGGCCGUUUGUAAAGAACGAGAAUCCUAUGAUAAGAAAAGCAGAUUUCAUAAGAUAUUGACCACUUCGAGUACAAGGAAAGCUCUUUUGGUUGGUUGCAUGUUGAUAUCAAUGCAAGAGCUGUCUGGGAUUAAUGUUGUUAUGUUUUACAGUACAACUAUCAUACAGAUGUCGGGCGUGCAGGAAGACCAACUCGCCCUCUGGCUGGCUGUGGUGGUCUAUUUUACUGGUUUCGCUUUCACUUUCGUUGGAUUGUAUCUGGUAGAAAAACUAGGACGCCGUAAGCUACUAUUAGGAAGUCUUGCUGGGGUCAUUCUUUGUUUGUCUCUACUGGGUGGUGCAUUUUACUUGGCGAAGCAACACGAUGCUGCCAUAACUUUUAUCGAGAGAGUGCCUUCUAAUAUCAGCAACAGUUGUCCUGACACCGGAUAUUGCUUGGAUUGCCUUGGAGUCGGAGAAAAAUGUGGAUUUUGUUACGCUAAAGACUCAGCUAAUAAUCCUAUGAGUGGCUCGUGUGUUCCAAUUAAUGUAUCUUCUAAUGUCAACAUGGCCGCGUUUGGAAGAUGCGGUCGCAAUGAUCAUACAGUCACAUGGUCGUACCAAGCGUGUCCAUUUCAGUAUGCCUGGUUAGCAACCGUAGCCCUUGUUUUAUAUAUCGCUGCGAUCGCUCCAGGGAUGGGGCCACUGCCGUGGACGAUAAACUCUGAGAUAUACCCUCUGUGGGCCCGUAGCACAGCAUAUGGGUUUGCUUCAGCAGUAAAAUGGACUUGUAAUGGGUUGCUUUCGAUGACUUUUCUCUCUCUAACUGAAUGGAUUACCAGUUUUGGUGUGUUCUGGCUGUACGGAGGAAUUUCACUUCUAGGGUGGCUGUUUUUCUAUGCUUAUCUUCCUGAGACGAAGGAUAAAUCGCCCGAGGAAUUGGAAUAUUUGUUUUCAUAGCAUGUAAUGAUAAUAUCGUGA
Molecule: messenger RNA, 1718 nt
Organism: Stylophora pistillata
Lineage: Eukaryota; Metazoa; Cnidaria; Anthozoa; Scleractinia; Pocilloporidae
Product: proton myo-inositol cotransporter
Biological process (GO): myo-inositol transport; transmembrane transport
Cellular component (GO): apical plasma membrane
Molecular function (GO): myo-inositol:proton symporter activity
Source: RefSeq, a predicted model, not a curated record